AUGGAUAUUUAUUCACCUUUAAAUUCAUUGCUUAGAAUUAUAAAUGAAAAAAAAGAAAUUAUAGAAAUUCCACAUCAAAGUUUAUUUUUUGAAGCACUUCUUAAGGCUGCUGACCAAAAUAUGCCACAAGCAGUACAUGGAGUUAUAUUAGAUAUUAUUAUUUCAUAUUUUAAAAGGUAUUCACAUAACCAAAUGAAAGAAUAUAUUCAACUUUUUCUUCCAAUUAUCCUUCUUAUGGGUAAAACAGCUUUACCCCAAAUACGAGUAAAAUGUAUUGAAAUAAUAGACAAAUUUAUAUUAAAUGAUAAUGACUUUACAUUAUCUUUAUUAGAACCAUUAGUUUCAUGUUUUGCUUCAAGUUUACUUCAACCAGUGAAUGGGCUACAAGAAAAAGCAUUAAGUUUAUUUCAAAAAUUAUACGACCAAUACAAUUUGGAAUUUGAACAAGAAAUGUGGUUACAUCUCUGUAUCACACCUCAUACAAGAGAAGGACUUUUAAAAUUUAUAAAUUUAAAGAAAUAUCAAAUUAAUUUUAACAAUAUCAAAGAACAAACAUUAUGUGAUGGGUUAUGUGAAAUGUUAUUAAAUCAAAAUACAUUAGUUAUUAAACAAACACUUGACUUAAUGAAUGAACAAUUAAAAUUAAAUAAAACUAAUAUAAGUAAUGAUUGUAAAAGAAAAUUAAUUCAAGUUGUUAUUAAAUUGGUGAUAUUUAAUGAUAGUGGAAUAACACAACGACUAACACAAUAUCUUAUUGGAGAAAAUGAUUCACAAUAUUUUGAACUAUAUGUUAAAGAUAUAUUCAUUAAAUCAAUAUAUGAAAUUUUACAGCGAGAUUUUACUGACACAGGACCAUCAUCAGAAUGUACUAAAAUGUUUUCUUCUAUUAUUAAAAAUAAAUUGUUAUCAAGUGUUAUUGGAAAUACUCUCACAUUACCAUUAAUGAAUUUAUUUAUUAAAAUUAAUUUAAAUAAACAAAAUGUAGAACAAAGUAAUAUAUUAAUUGAAAUGUUAAAAAAUGCUCAAAUAGAUGAACUUAUAAAAUAUUUAAAUUCAAUGGAAUUUAAUGAAAAAAUUGUGUUUGUAAUGUAUUAUAUUCCAUCUAAAGAACAAAAAGAUCAAUAUAUUACUAUAGCACUGUCAUUAUUUAACACGUUAAUAAAUGACUAUUUUCAAAAACAACUUAAUGCUACUGACAUUAGUGUAUUAGAAUCAGCAUUAAUAAUAAUUAAAAAAACUGUUUCAUCACUUCAUGAUAAUUUAAAAAUAGAAUUACCAAUUCUAGAUUCAUUAGAACCAUUUAAAAAACAAUUAACAUUAAUACAAACAAUAUUUGGAGAACGUGAAGUAAAAGCACUUAAUAAUUUAUUAAGUGUUAUUCUUACUUUUGCUACAAUUACAACAAAUGAAGAGUUUCAUUAUCAAUUAAAUCAAAUACUUCUUAAUAGUAUUUUGUCUUCUUCAAAUAUUGCACCUGCUUUAGUUUGUUGUAGACUUUUCUUUAGAUUAACAAAACAAUCCAAAAUUUAUUUAUCAUCUUCUCAAGAAAUUGUAUCAUUUUUAUGGAAAAAUGUUUCUAGUGCAGAACAAUUUUUACCAAUAAUUGUUUCACUUUUAGCAUCAAAUGCUGAGGCAUUACCUUUCAGUGCUCUUCAAGAUGUAAUAGAUUAUGAACGUUUAUUAAUUUGUAUGCAUAUGAAUAAAUUUUAUCAAAAAAUUAUAAAUACAAACCAAAUGAAAUGUAUUAUUUAUUCAUUACUAAAAUCAGAUGAACGUUAUUUUAAAGUUGCACGUGAUUGGUUUUUAUUUUUAAUGUCACAUGAUGCAACACUUUUUAUUUCUAUUGUAAUGGGAGUAUUAAAUGGUAAAGAUGAAAUGAUUAUAGAAAAUGGUGACACUAUUGAUUCUAAUGAAGAGCCUUCUUCUUCUAUUCAAAAUAAGGAAGAAACAAAACUAAUCACUAAGAAUUCAACAACUCAAAUUAAAAGAGAAUUAAGAUUUUUAACAUAUUUUACACAAAUUAUUAAUGCUGAUAUUCCAGGUUGUUUUGAUCUUUUAUUAACAACAGAAAUUAAUGAUGAAAUGAAAUCUUUAUUAGUUAUUUAUCCAUUUCCAAGAACACUUAUUAAUACACCAAUACAUAUAAUAUUAAUGAUAAUAGAAAGAAUAUGUGUAGUUAGAGAAAGUGUUAAAGCUGCAGAUUUAUUAAUUAUUCUCUUUACUCGAUAUGAACAUUCUGAAAUACUUCAUUCUUUUUCUCAACACAUUUUAACUGCUAUUAGUGUUCCAAUAAAAUCUCAUUCAUUACAACCAAUUUUUCAUUCAAAAUUAUUAAUUUUGACAAGGACUUUAGUUCGUUCUACACCAGCAUUAAUUCAAACUUCAUUAGAUACAAUGGAUUCUAUUCCAUUAGAUGUUCUUAUUGAUCCAGAAAUAUUUACUGAUUUUUCUCUUAAUUCACCAAAAGAAAAUUUACCAAUAUUAGCAACAAAAACAUUACCAGAAAUAUUUUUAAAAGUACCAUCUAUGAUGAAAUUAAAUUCUGAUGCAUUUUAUAGUGAUGUAAUUAGAUUAAUUGGAAUAAUUAAUCAACUAGUACAUCGUAUCUUCAUAGAAUAUCCAGUUAAUAAAGAACCAUCAAAUAACAUUACUUUUUUAGCUCCAAUGUUUAAUAUUCAAAAAAAAGAAGAUAAUCAACAUUUCUUCAAACCUCUUCUUUUUGGAUUAUUUUCAAUGGUGAGUGAAUUAUAUCAACAAUUACCUCGUAUUCAAAUUAAAGAAGUUCAUGACAUAAUAGAAGAUGACUUAGCACUUUUAAUGGAAGAAGUAUUUUUUGUAUUUCCAGACUCUCUUUUAGAACACACAGCCACAACUCAAGAACAUAGAAAAAUGUUUUCAAGUCUCUUUCUUAAGUUUACUUCCAAUCCUAUCAAUAUAUAUAUUUCAACCUUAUGUUCUUUAUUUAAAUUAGGAAGAAUACCUGCAGACUCUUUAUUUGAUUCUAUUUCUCAAAUACUUCCAAUGGCAAAUAGUGAAGAAUUAAAAGAACUGGUUCCAGAACUUUUUAAAUUCUUUUCUUUAUCAAUAACUACAAUUCAAAACCAUUCAAUAACUUCAUUUUUAAGGGCUUUACGUUCAUUAGUAUCUUGUUCUGAAAUAAAUAAUCUUCCACCUCAACUUGUUGUAGCAUCUCCUCAAAUAUUCCAAUUAUUUUAUUUAGCAGUUCAAAAAUUUACACUUCCAGAUGACCUUAAUUCAUUUACAUCUGAUUUACUUCCAUUGGCCAUUUCAUUAAAACCAUCUGAAGCAAAUCCAUUACAAAUAUUUUCUGCAAACGUAUCUUCAUCUCUUUCACUACUUAUUCCACAAUUAGAAGUUAUUCUUGAACAAAGAAAUAUUUCAAUGAUUGAAGAUAUCCUUCUUUCUUUACAACGUUCUGGUUUAUUGACUGGGAAAUGGAAAAAUUUAGUAAUGAAUACAUUUAAUGAUAAAAACUUUUUUGUUUCAAAUCCAAGUCGAUUAUCAAAAUGGCUACCAAUUAUUUCUCUUGUUUAUUCUCAACACCUUGACCAAGUAUGGCAAAGUGCCAAAGGAAGUGGUAAUGGAAUAAAAGAAAGAAUAGAUUCUAUAGAAGCAUCUGAAUUAAAAAAAGCUGCAUUUGUAGUAUUAUGUGGUGAUUGUUAUACAUUUGAUAAAAUAGCAAAUGAAUUACUAAAAAGAAUUUUAAAAAUUAUUGCGUUAUACCCUAAGUCUAAUCAAGUACUUAUAAAUACUUUCUUAUUCUUAAGAGUUAUUUAUUGUAAAUGUUCAUUUGUUAUGACUCGAUUACUAUUAGGACCAAUUUUAGUAGAGGCUAUUAGAAUCAUUAAAAAUUAUAAAGAAUUUGAACCAAAUGUUCUUUUAGAAAUACUUAAAUUUAUUGAUAUAAUCAAUAUUAAUCCUUCAAUUGAUUUCGAACCUUUUAGGUGGUUAUUUACAUUACCAUUGUCUGGCCUUACAACAACUCUUUCCCCUUUCUUUAACUUAAUUAUUCCACUUCAUCCUGAAAAUUCAAUUCAAACAGAACUAACUAGUAUAACUCCAGUAAUUACAUUAAGAAAAAUAUUGUCACAAGAAGAUGAAGUAGAAUUACGAAGAAUCUUAUCAAAAUAUAAUGUUCUUUUACUUGAUAUGAAAAGAAGAAAUUUACAAUGGAAACCAGAAAUCAUUAAUGACUUCUUAAUGAAUGAUUUCAUAGAAUAA
Molecule: messenger RNA, 4242 nt
Organism: Entamoeba dispar SAW760
Lineage: Eukaryota; Evosea; Mastigamoebida; Endamoebidae
Exons: 2
Coding region: 1-4242 (1413 amino acids)
Biological process (GO): Golgi to endosome transport
Cellular component (GO): trans-Golgi network; endosome
Source: RefSeq, a predicted model, not a curated record